UUUUUGUCAUCUCAUCGCUGUUUACGUCUUCGUGUACUUUACGUGUUUAAUCCCUUUCAAGAUGUCCAAGACCACCACCACUACCACCCGGGCCAUGCUCUUCGACAUGGACGGUACUCUUCUCGACUCUACUCCCGCCGUGUUGGCCACUUGGGAGUAUUUUGCCAAGGAGUAUGAUCUUGACCUUCACCAGGUUUUGCGUACUUCCCACGGAGUGAGAACUAUUGACAACAUGAGGAAAUGGUGCGGAAUCGAGGACCCUAUCCAACUGAGGGAUGCAACCGAGACCUUUGAGAGCAUGAUUGUCACCGAGGCCAAGCAACUGCAGGCUGCUGGCAAGGAAGGCCUUAUCGCCCUUCCUAAUGUCCUUCCCCUUCUCAACAAGCUCAACGCCUCCCCCAUCCCUGUCUGGGCUAUUGUCACCUCUGCAACCACUGUCUAUGCCUCUGCUGCCUUGCCAACAGCUGGUAUCCCCGAAACGCCCAAAUUGAUUACUGGUGAUGAUGUUCGUAAUGGAAAGCCUGACCCAGAGCCUUAUUUGGCGGGCGCCAAAGCUCUCGAUGUGGAUGUCAAAGAUUGUGUUGUCGUAGAAGACGCCCCUUCAGGUAUCAAGUCUGGUGUUGCUAGUGGCGCAAGGGUCUUGGCCGUCUGCACAUCCCACACCAGAGAACAAUUAGAAAAUAUCGGUGCCACCUGGAUCGUGACUGACCUAUCUCGAGUAACAUUCGAGAUUGAAGGCGGACGAGUGAAGUUGACCAUCGACGAGACCCCUUAGGUAUGAAAUAGAAGAUACCAUUUGCAUUUGCAUGAACAUCUA
Cryptococcus deneoformans JEC21 is the source of this 817-nucleotide messenger RNA. RefSeq names its product glycerol-1-phosphatase, putative. Bases 62 to 775 code for a protein of 237 amino acids. The transcript has 5 exons. The record is from RefSeq and is a predicted model, not a curated record. Gene Ontology annotation, molecular function: beta-phosphoglucomutase activity; sugar-phosphatase activity. NCBI's taxonomy places the organism in Eukaryota, Fungi, Basidiomycota, Tremellomycetes, Tremellales, Cryptococcaceae.